UUGCAAUGGAUCCGAGCGACUCAACCUGUGGAAGCCGAGAUGAACAGCUGAUCCUCCGCAGUGGAUAAAAGCAGAUCACCAUGGUCAUGAUUCCUCAUCUGACGCACUGCACUAUGUGAUUAGUUAUUGGAGAAGUAGACAAAAGGGAAACAACUAAAAGGAAAAGUAGAUUGGAGAGAGUGAUUUUAUAUCUUUUUUGGACCUGUUGCUCAUCAAACAGAGAGAUUGAGAGACUACCUGACGCUCGCUGCUCCAAGCUCACCGACCAUCAAUUAUGUUAUUGUCAAGUGUGCGUCUUUUUUUCACCUUUUCUCACCUGUUGGCGCCUCUGUUUCUCUGUUACCUGCCUCAAGUCUCCGCACAGAAGCCGGGCUCACGGUGGCUGAUCGGAGACAGGGACAAUCACUGUGGGGUCAUCUGCUCACGGACGCAGGGGAAGCCGGUGUGCGGCUCGGACGGGCGGAGCUAUGAGACCGGCUGUGAACUGCAGAGGGCGCGCUGCAAAGAUAAAACACUGACACUGGCUCACCGCGGACGGUGUCGAGGUAAAAACUGGGCGAAAAUCGAUCAGUUGCCGGUGCCUCCAGCACCGACUUCCACAUCUGAGACUAGAGUCGUGGAGCUCAAAGAUGCAGGUCAGUCCAAGUGUCGCGUUGAGAGGAACCAGGCUCUGGAACAAGCCAGGAGACCUCAGGAGUCCAUGUUUAUCCCAGAAUGCAACGAGGAUGGAACAUUUGCACAGGUCCAGUGCCAUACUCUGACAGGUUACUGCUGGUGUGUCACCAGUGACGGCAAGCCAGUGAGUGGCUCCUCUGUGCAUAACAGGACCCCGGUGUGUUCAGGAAACUUCCGUGAAUUUAUGGGAACUCAUGCUGGGACAAGUGGAUUGUCAGGGUCAGUAACCGAUAGACCACCCGGGGCACCGAACUCUGGUAGAAAAGUCUCCUUCCGUUUCUUUCUCACCCUCAACCCAGAUGAUGGCUCCAAGCCAACGCCCACCAUGGAGACUCACGUCCCCCCUGAGGGUGAUGAGAUAACUGCUCCAACGCUGUGGAUAAAACAGCUGGUUUAUAAGGAGAAUAAGCAGAACAGCUCCAGUUCCAGGAAGCAAGAGAAAGUUCCCUCUUGUGACCAGGAGCGACAGAGUGCACUGGACGAGGCUCGGCAGAAUCCUCGCGAGGCCAUUUUCAUCCCCGACUGUGGGCCCGGCGGCCUUUACAAAGCGGUCCAGUGCCACCAGUCCACAGGCUACUGCUGGUGUGUUCUGGUGGACACGGGACGGCCCAUUCCUGGAACCUCCACCAGGUACCAGACGCCCGAGUGUGACGGCGCUGCACGAUCUCGCGUCUCAGACAUUGAAGAUCCCUUCCAAGGCAGAGACCUGACAGGCUGCCCAGAGGGGAAGAAAGUGGAAUUCAUUACAAGCUUGUUAGAUGCCCUCACCACAGACAUGGUGCAAGCCAUAAACUCACCAGCCCCCUCUGGUGGUGGGAGGUUUGUUGAGCCUGAUCCCAGUCACACUUUAGAGGAGAGGGUGGUGCACUGGUACUUCGCCCAGCUGGAUAACAACGGCAGCCACGACAUCAACAAGAAGGAGCUCAAGCCGUUUAAGAGGUACCUGAAGAAGAAAGCCAAACCCAAGAAAUGCGCCCGCAAGUUCACCGACUACUGCGACCUGAAUAAGGACAGGGCCAUCUCCCUGCCGGAGCUGAAAGGCUGCCUGGGCGUCAGCAAGGAGGGUAGUUCAACGACAAGUGGCAACCAAGGGUCAAGGCAAGGGACUAAAUUGUUCAUAGGUCGUCUGGUGUGAGAAGAGAAGGAUCCAGAAGCUGAGACGAGAGCAGAGGGCACAGAGGGAAGGCAUCUGUACGCUUGCUGACAGGAAAGAGAAAGAUGGAGCAGAAAAAUUAACAAGUUCCUGAGUUUCAAAAAAAGUGAACAGAAAAAACAAGAAAAGAAAACGAAGCGGCGCCAAAAUAUUUGCACUUUCUCCUCCCUAUGUUUGACAUUUUAUCUGUUUGUACGCGUGUGUUUAUUUUUUCUCUUGAAGUGACUGAAAAGGUCUAGGUAAGAAUGAGAAUAUAUUUGUAAAAAGAUCACCACUGGAAGAUGUGUAUGCUACCACAUUUCCCCUUGUGUUUUAGUCCGCUGUUGUGAUUCGUUCUGUCCUCACGUAACAGGAACAGGCACUAACACACAUUUUGUGGCUAUUAAAUUAAACUUACAUUCCCCCUGUUACAUAUAGCAGCACGCAGGCCAGAGGUAACUCACUAAAGAGGAGCUUACAGUGAGUCCCAUUCAGCCCAAAUGUUGCUCGAUACUCAAAAGGAGGAGCUAUGGCAAUGUAGACCAAUUUAAACGAAUGUGUAAUGUUGUAUGUGAGCAUGCAAUAUUAAGUGAACGGCAUGUAUUAGAAUUAAACUGUGACCAUGAAGUCUAAUUCAGCAGCACAGAAUUAGCUGUAUGAAUCCCCUUGCACUGUACAGAACUGUCUAGAUACAUUAACAUAUUGGCUUAAGAAUCAGAUCUUUGUGAACAAUGUCGGAGACACGUUAUGUCGGUUAUUGUUCAGUACAUACCAGUGUUGGGGAACGCUAGCUGCUCACCACGCAGUUACUUAAAAGGUGUACUUUUUUUGUGCAACCCAAAACCAAUACAAGACCAUUAUGUUGUAUGUAGUUAUCUCAGUUAUCAGCAUUUUGUCUGUCAUUGUUUUUUUUACUUUUGUAUAAAGUUUGUGCUAACAAAAAACUAAAUAAUUAUAGAUGAGAAAAACAAAAUCACAAAAAUAACAUGUAAUUGUGAAAAAUUGUGUAGCAGCUGUCAGUAAUAACAAAGGUAUUAUGAGUACUUUUAAAGUCAUGCAUCAUCCCCCCCAACACUGGUACAGUACAUAUACACAGUCCUAGCAGUAGACUAACGCAGCUUAACACUGUAGCACACAGCAGGUAAAACAUUUCCACAUGCAUGUGGCAGUAUGAAGAAAUUAAAGCUGCAUUAAUUCAUUUUUGAGACACAACCCUGAAUUAUAAUUUCCUCAAGAGUUGCAUCUCGGGUUGGUUUUUCUCGGGCGAGUUUUGUAAUUUUAUUUAGCUAAUGUAGGGGUCUGCCUCCUCAAGAAUUCAACUUGGUAAUUAAUUAACCUGUAAAGCGCAAUUCAAAGUGUUUCUUGAAUAGGAACUGGCAUUAUUAUGCACGUUCUUGUUGCACCGAUUUCUGAUUAGUCUUUCACAAAACAGGGCAGUGACUAAAUGACAAUUUAGACUGUGUGUCCGUAUAGCGUUCUCUGACACAAAAUUGCUGGCAGGGUGCCGGGGAGAAAAAAAAAGCCUCCCUGGCAGCUUUCUGAAAAGUUCAGAGAUUUUCAACUAGAAGCACUCGGGAGCGACCACACAAAAAAGUCAGAGCGCUCGGAAAAAAAGACGCUGGGUGUAGCACCUUUUCUCUUCUUACGCUCCUUCCUCAUUGGGAAUAAUUGAAAAAGGCGUUGGCGCAAUCGGACUCUUUUUCAAAUAGAAUCGAACAGCUGUUCAAACCCUCUUUACAGCUUAUUGCUUAGCAAAGAUCCCAAGGUGAUUUAUUUUGUUUAAUUGAAGAAGAGUAGCCUAUAAAUUGUAAUGUUACAGUAAAAUUAUAUUUUCACAUUAAAGACUGUGGAUGUCAGCGGGACUCCCACACCCCCUGCGUGUGCUGCACACACACCUGCGCAACUAUAUCGCCAAUCGGCGGAUGUUGGGCUGACGGAACCCGGCUGGAAAACUUUAACAGAUCACUCAACCCUGGUUGCAUCGUUACAGAUGUAGCAACACAGAGCAACAUCCCAAGUCCAAUAUUUAGCUCCAAUUUUAGCUCUGUUUUUGGUCUCCACCAACUUUUUUGAGGGAAAUAUCUGGUUCUCACCAUGUUAACCAUAGUUGCUAACUUUGUCUGGUGUUUGGUGCUGAGCAGGUAGCAUAUAGUCCAUUUAUCAUAGCUUGUUUGCUGAAAACGGCUUUAUGAGGCCAAACUAUAUAGUUUAUGUGCCAUAAAAUCAACAAGUUCAGAAAAACUAAAAAAAAGUUGAGAAACUAAAAAGAGUUCUGUGACAAUCCUCUGAGGGUUUGCCUGUACGAGAAACUCCUUCCACAAUCCAUUGGAUUUAAUGUUUAUAUAUAAAACAUAUUGAUUAAUGCAGCUUUAAGUUCAAACCACAAUGAAGGCCAUUGGUUUACACAUAUCUUGUCUCACUCUGUUGUUCUGUGUGUAAUUUUAUGUCAAGUUACAAGUCAAUGUUAGUUGUAUUACUCUACUAAGUUAAUGUUAGUAUUCAUUUUCUACACAAUCAAACAGCUAAAGUGUAUUUCUAGUGUGUUAAUGGUGAAUUGCGCAUGUUUUUUAAAUUUUUCGCAAAGUGUUUGGUGAUCAUGGGUUCAUCGGGUUCUUCUGGCUACCUUUACAAAUUGCAAUAACAUGAACAAAUCUCUGACAAAGACCCCCUGGUGGGGAUUUUAUUUUUCCAAAACAGACUGCAGUCCAGAGAAUGACUUAUAUUCUUAUUAGUACCAGGAAAACGAGGUGGCACGGAUGAGUAAACCCAACCAGUAAAUGGAGUAAGAUGUUUACAGUACAUGGCUCAGUAUCCCGUUAAUAUCAGCCGUCAUAUUCACGUUUAUCCCAGUUAUUGUAAACAAGAUGUGGCAUUUACAAACGCCAGUUCCUAAAAUAAAUAUUUGAGUCUCCCCAGUAA
Molecule: messenger RNA, 4726 nt
Organism: Sebastes umbrosus (honeycomb rockfish)
Lineage: Eukaryota; Metazoa; Chordata; Actinopteri; Perciformes; Sebastidae
Gene: smoc1
Product: SPARC related modular calcium binding 1
Exons: 15
Coding region: 275-1810 (511 amino acids)
Biological process (GO): extracellular matrix organization
Cellular component (GO): basement membrane
Molecular function (GO): heparin binding; protein binding; calcium ion binding
Source: RefSeq, a predicted model, not a curated record